AUGGGAGGGCAAAGUUCCUUUUCAUCGCAUGUCAACUUCCACUUCUUCACUGGGAGGAUUCCCGAAGACAUUCGUGAAAUAUAUGCUAUAGAAAUCCAUGUGUUGUGGGACAGCCAUCUUUUGACGAUCCACCUCAUCCAGGAUCAUCAAGUGUGGAUUACAAUCUCUAAGCGAUAAUCUUGCCGCAUCGCAGCCUUCCAUAAACCGUAAUAUCCAAAUUUCUCGAAGGCUCUUAAUGUCGGAUGCCGUAAUCAGACCCUGUCCAGUGAUACGAGGACAUCCACGAAUGUCGAGUAGAUGAAGUUGUGAAUCCGUCUGAGCUAGACUGCUGAUGCCUUCAUCCGAUACAGCAGUGAACGCUACGAACAAUUCAACCAAACAUUUUAAUGAAGCUAUUGAUCGCAUCACUGUGUCAUUUAGAAAUUUGAUUUCCGACAAAUUUAGUACUCGCAAGUUGACUAGACAAUCUGAGAUCCUCAUAAGAUCCAUAUUUGAUAACCCGUUACAGUGUCGAACUUCUAGAUUAAUUAUAUCCUUUCUUCGUAAAAUAUAUUGAAAGCUUUUCGAAUUGCUUGAAAGAUUAUGCACAUAAUCAAGAUUCAGAUAACGUAAACGAGGCAAAGUUGAAGGAUGAGCUAGAUCGUCCAUAGCACAGUACCCGAUUAUAGACCCGCUCAAACAAAGCCGCUCGAUCGUUUUUGGGAUACAUUUGAAGGCAAUAUUGCUUAUAUUGGCAUUCUCAAUAGUGAGAGAUCGUAA
Molecule: messenger RNA, 759 nt
Organism: Haemonchus placei
Lineage: Eukaryota; Metazoa; Nematoda; Chromadorea; Rhabditida; Trichostrongylidae
Source: the annotation of a GenBank genome assembly